AUUGUUCUUGAGCUGAUUCCUUCACUCAGAAGGCUUUUGAAAAGAAUAGGCCAGCCAUGGCAACCACCAUCAACUAAGGCUUACAGCGGAUUUCUAUCAAGCCUGUUGAGAGAAUGUGAGAAAAACAGAGUUGCUACAUUGCUUGACUGGAGGAUCUACUAGAACAAUCAUAGAAUUUCCGUGAUUAGUAAGCAAUCACACUGAAGUGCAGAGAAAGAGUAAUGGCCACACAGAAAAGGCCACUUGCAAAGAUGUUAUGCCCACUUCCUCCCCCUGCUCAUGAUUUCCGAGUUGGAUUGCUGCAUCUUAAGAACGGUCAAAGGAUAAAGCCCUUGCAAGCAUUCCCUCAGGUGGGGGAACUUCCUGCUGUGGCAGGUUUAUUGCUUUACCCAGAUAAGCAUGAGAAGAUGGUAACAACGACAGAAAUAGCUUUUGGCCCCAAACCCUAUGCCAAGAUUGAACCAAAGAAGAUGCUGAAGUGCAGUCUGAUUCUGGAGGGGGAUCAAAGCUACAUAACAACCAACCAAGAGGCUUAUCGAGCUCAGGCUUUGCACAGUGAUCCAUUGAUGAUGAUGAGAAAAAGUCCAGUAAGACGUGAGAGGACUCCAACAACACACUACCAAACACACUACCAACAGAGCUUCGUCCAACCCCAGUGCAUUUACGGGAGGAGACUUCAAGCCCUGCCCCGCCCUGAUAACCUUGCUGUCAACCCAGCACUGAGGACUGACUUUAAAACAGUCCAAAUGGAGACCUACCCAGGAUGGGACAUCUCUCUUCACUCUCGUCCUCUUCUGGCUCAAAUGAAGGAGCAAUUGUCACUUACUGAGAAGGCACCCAAACCGUGUACCGCUACAAAAAUGGCUUCCAGCUCAGUUUCUUCAGUCAGCGGUAGAUGAUCUGAAUACGUCAAGGUUCCCCAUCAGCAGAACCACAGAAUGAAGAAACUGGACCACUCCCCACUGCUGCUUUGCCAAAAUCACCAUCAGACCUAGCACACUUAAAGGCAUGCUUGGGCAAAAAACUAACUAACACAAUUUUCCCCUUUACUCUAAAUGUAGUCAAUCAGAAAUAUUUAUUGUUUGAAGUUUGCAUCUUAAUUUUUCAUUGAAGCUAUAAGCCUAUUGUACUGUAAGUAAUGGAAAUCUUUGUUAACCCCAAAUCUUUCAUCUUGUACCAUGCCAUCAUUUUCUUAUACCUGCUUCAAACAUCAUUAUUAAUCAUUUAUUCACUCAUAAAAUGCAUUUGUAAAGUAUGUGGUAAAACAGACAGUUCAUAUUUACAAUUGUAAGUGCAAAGUGGAUUAUAUUAUAAUAUUUAAAUCACAAACUUUUGGAGGCAAAGCCUUGAUUGUGGAAUGAUACCAAAGUAUCCUGAAGAAAAUUGUGAUUCCAACUGUCUAAGAGGGCUACAUCAUUAAGUUUUGUUCAUGUUUAUAGAUUACGUUAAGUCACACUGUGUCCUAAACCACAUAAACAAGUGAAUGUGUGACAUCCCUGAAGAUCUACAUGUGAAUGCAUGGAUUUACAUCACACAUCAUAUCUUGGUUGGUCAGAUACAUUUGGGGCGAACAAUUGUGUAUAUUAUAUUUUUCCCCAAAACCACCCAUGUGUUCUGUUAGGGUCAAAAUGAAAUCAUAUUAUUAUUUUUCCCCAGUGUGAAACUUUAUGUGAUUGGCUCAUAUUCUCUAUUGAACAUAAAAAAGGACAAAUUUAUUUUUGGUGCAUCUGCUAUACCCUGUCUUCAUGUUCUGGUCAUUUUGACUGAAGAAAAAAAAAAAGGAUUACAAAAAUUUGUGAACUAUCAGUUGGCACCUAACAAUUUUAACAAAAAUAAAAU
Messenger RNA from Pangasianodon hypophthalmus (striped catfish), 1839 nucleotides. RefSeq lists its product as uncharacterized. Lineage: Eukaryota; Metazoa; Chordata; Actinopteri; Siluriformes; Pangasiidae. The transcript has 6 exons. Bases 222 to 899 code for a protein of 225 amino acids. The record is from RefSeq and is a predicted model, not a curated record.